GUCUACUGCAAUACUGCUGGUGUGGUCGUGGAAAUACGUGACAGACUGAACGUUGUUUAGCGGGGGACUAGAAUGUGAUGUUUACAGGCCUUUGUGACCAUCCUACAGCGACUCAUCAAGCCAAAGUGACAACCAGGUAAGCAGCUUAGCCCUAUAACUGGAGCAAGGAUACAUCCCUGAGGGUCAGCGGCGCGCUAGGAGAACUCCAAAUGCUUCUCGACACAGUUGUGACUGGAGACCGACGCUGCGCCCUCCUCGCCUCUUCUCUCCAUCUACUCUGAUCUACUCUUCCUUUCAUCUCAUCUCUCUGUCACCUCUGAACACCAGCCACUCUUCACAUUUACUCGCCUCUUCUCUCACUGGAUAACUUGGGUGCUAAGAGGAGAGUGGAAAGGUGCCGCGUUACAGCCACUUGUGCCAGACGAGAAUUCCGAAGAGAAGAGGAGUAGAGAGGAAGGGGGAGGGAGCGCUAGAGGGUAGUCCCGCCUCUGUGUGCUCAGUUCACUCGGAAAGGCAGAGAAAAUACAAAGGAACACCUAGCCCUAGUGGCCUGGAGCCUGGAGAAGAGGAGCGGUGUGCACAACCACAGCCAUAACCUCCUCCUACUCCUUCAGUCCCCAGCGUGUGAACUGCCAACAGGAACUACCCUUCCAUCUGGCUCUUCCAUCUGCCUUAACCCUGAUCCAGGACCUGCUACUGUUUGUUUGGUUACUUCCUCUCUCUCGCUCAGCGUCAGUGAGGCUCCACAGCUGAUCCCAGACACAGCACUGUGACGCUCUGCUCAGCGCCCAGUCUUCUACAGUUAACCCGGCAGGCUAGAAGCAGGAAUAGGGAGCGCUUGACAAGAGGCUAGAGUCAGAGAUGGGAGUCCUUGUUUGUGGCGUGGUGGUGCUGACGCUCAUCUGUCAAAGCCAUAGCUUGGACGGUGCCACAAACCCCCUGCACAGGUUUAAAAGGUAUCAGGAAAGUGCCUCUUCGGAGCCCAACGAUUGCACUACCAGGACGAGACAACCCAUGGUCCUGUCCAAAUCAGGCAACUUUUCCCUGGAUGUCCGCAUGCCGGGGGUGUCCCCCACGGUGUCUGACACCUAUUUGUGUGUGGCCGUUCCAGUACCGACAACCAGGGAUGCCUAUAUCGUGGAUUUUGAGCCUCAUGCCAGUAUGGACACAGCCCAUCACAUGCUCCUGUAUGGCUGCGGGACACCAGUCUCCACCACCAACUACUGGGACUGUGGAAGUGUCAAGGGGACCUGUGAGGACGAAGCCUCCAUCAUGUACGCCUGGGCCCGAAAUGCCCCACCCACCAGGCUACCCCCAGAUGUCGGUUUUAAAGUUGGAGGGAAAUCCAGAAUCACUUACUUUGUGCUGCAAAUCCACUAUGGGGAUGUCCACGCUUUUAGUGACCACCAUAGAGAUUGCUCAGGACUUACCUUACGAAUGACUUCCAAACCACAGCCCUUCAUUGCUGGCAUGUAUCUGAUGAUGUCUGUGACCACCGUCAUCCUUCCAGGAAAUAAAGUUACAAACGCAGACGUGGCUUGCACUUAUAACUCAUAUCCCAUAUACCCGUUUGCCUUCAGAACCCACACGCACAAGCUUGGACAAGUUGUCAGUGGUUACAGGAUUCGAGACGGGAAGUGGACUCUGAUUGGACGACAGACUCCUCAGUUACCACAGGCAUUCUAUCCUGCCACCGAGGGAAUCAACGUGAAGUACGGAGACACACUUGCUGCUCGAUGUGUCUUCACCGGGGAAGGAAGGACCACCAACACAUAUAUUGGAGGUACCUCUGAUGACGAGAUGUGCAACUUCUACAUGAUGUACUACAUGGAGAGCAGACACGCAGCACCCUUCCAGGAGUGCAUGGAGGACGGCUCCAAGGAGCUGUUCCAGAACAUUCCACCCGAGGCCAACGUGCCCAUCACGGUUCCUCCAGAGAUGAUGAUGCACAACAUGAUGCACUCUGCUGGAGCCCCAUCUACCCCAGAGCAUCAAGAUGACAUGGCACUGCUGCAACCCAAGCGUGAGGAGGAGGAAGUUCUGGAUCAGGGUGACUUCUAUUCCCUUCUGUCCAAACUCCUAGGCGAGAGCGAGGACGUAGUCCACGUGCAUAAGUAUACGCCCGGCGAGGCGCAGAGUGCCCAGGCCAAACUGGUGGCUCAGAUUGAUAGCAUAAUUCAAAAGAAAGACCUGGGCUGGCCCAGUCCCAGGCUAGGCUUCCUGGACAGAGAGGAUGCUAUACUGGUGAGGGACAGAGUGCACAAGUUUCACCAGUUAGAGGCUACGGCCAGGCCUCCCGGGAGCAAGCUAAUGCCAGCUAACGCACUGGUCGAGAUUGACGAUGAUGAUGAAGAAGAAGAGUACCAUCUGGAAGAGGUGACGGACUGGCCAGAGAGCCCACUCCAGCUGGGUCAGGUGUCCGGUUUGGCCCUGGACUCAGACGACAACCUGGUCAUCUUCCACAGGGGAGACCACCAAUGGGGGGUCAACUCCUUCGACAACAGUGGCAAAUACCAGCAGCAGUCCCUGGGUCCCAUUCAACAGUCCACCAUUCUCGUGGUGGAUCCCGUCAAAGGCAGCGUACUCAAGGCCUCCGGAAGAAAUAUGUUUUACUUGCCUCAUGGAAUCACCACGGACAAGGACAAUAACUACUGGGUCACGGACGUGGCGCUUCAUCAGGUGUUCAAACUGAGCAGCGAUGGCCGGGACAAGCCCCUGGUUGUGCUGGGAGAGGCCUUUGAACCCGGAAGUGACAAAGAGCACUUCUGCAAGCCCACCGACGUGGCGGUGGACCCCGUGACCGGGAACGUGUACGUGUCAGACGGAUACUGCAAUGCCAGGAUACUUAAGUUCUCACCCGAGGGAAAAUACCUGUCACACUGGGGAGCAGGCUCGUCAGACAGAAGGAGAAGGGUCCAGUUCCGAAUCCCACACAGCCUGGUGUUUCUGCCUGACAGGCGGGAGCUGUGCGUGGCCGACCGGGAGAAUGGACGCAUCCAGUGCUUUGUCGCUGAAUCCGGGGAAUUCGUCAAGGAGAUCAAGAAGCAGGAGUUUGGAGGGGAAGUGUUUGCCAUCUCCUACGCACCUGUGCAUGGUGGUCUGAUCUACGCGGUGAAUGGGGAAUCUGCGUACGGGCGCUCUGCCCCUCUCAAAGGCUUUGUGAUUAAUUAUUCAACCAAGGAGAUCCUGGAUGACUUCAGCCCAGAAAACACACAGGAGUUUGGAAUGCCCCACGACAUUGUUGUAACCAAAGAUGGGCGUGUCUUUGUAGGAGAUGCAGCCACAGACUCCGUGCUAAAGUUCUCCUCUGACAAAGCUGAACAUCGCUCUGUUAAGAAAGGUGGAAUUGAAGUACAAGAAAUCGAAGAAACAGAGACUAUAAUCCAAACCCGCCUGAAGCCCCAGCACAGGGUAGAGGUAGCGGUGGCCAAGGUGCAGAUACCUGUAGCGACUCAACAGAAGACUGCUGAGCCUGUCCAGGAACAGCCCCAAAAAACGCAACAACAAGAGGAUGAUAAGGACAAGACUCUAGCCAAACAGACUGCUCAGGGCGUGUCUCCGGCAGUUAUCACCACCCUGCUGCUCAUCCCCUUAGUGGUGGUCAUCUCCAUAGGGGUCUUGAUCCGCUACAGGAAGAACAGGAUGUAUGGAGAUGGAUGUGAGGUAAAACUGGAACAGACCUCGUCCGGAGGAAUCUUGGGAAAACUCAGAGGUAAAGCUGCGGGCGGUCUGAACCUGGGCAACUUCUUUGCCACUCACAAGGGCUACACCCGGCAAGGCUUUGACCGUCUCAGCACGGAGGGUAGUGACCAGGAGAAAGAUGAUGAUAACGACACUGACUCGGAGAACGAGGAGUACUCGGCACCGCCUCCCCCUGUCGGCCCCUCCUCCUCCUCUUAGGA
Molecule: messenger RNA, 3902 nt
Organism: Oncorhynchus gorbuscha (pink salmon)
Lineage: Eukaryota; Metazoa; Chordata; Actinopteri; Salmoniformes; Salmonidae
Gene: pam
Product: peptidylglycine alpha-amidating monooxygenase
Exons: 27
Coding region: 862-3900 (1012 amino acids)
Biological process (GO): peptide metabolic process
Cellular component (GO): extracellular region; membrane
Molecular function (GO): peptidylglycine monooxygenase activity; copper ion binding; protein binding
Source: RefSeq, a predicted model, not a curated record